Clonostachys rhizophaga is the source of this 528-nucleotide messenger RNA. Lineage: Eukaryota; Fungi; Ascomycota; Sordariomycetes; Hypocreales; Bionectriaceae. The record is from the annotation of a GenBank genome assembly.
AUGAGUGGACAUCGGUUUAUGGCCCUCAUUUUGGGUUACGUGAAGUUAAUUUGCAUCUUGACUUUGGUCGUGGGAAUAAUCAUGGGGGCUCUCUUGGAAAAUCAGUUGUCUCAAAGUUUCGGUGGUCUCGGGUUCGACGACCAGAUUCAUUCCAUCACAGUCUUGUUGAUCACGACUGGUGGAUUUUGCGGUUGGACGAUCGUCUCCAUCAUCGGAGCGAUAGCCUGCCGGCCACGAUGGACGUGGGUUACGGGUGUCCUGGACAUGUUCUUCAUCUCCAUCAUCGCGGUCAAUCUACCACUCCUGAUCACUCUAACCAGCUUCACCUGCGAUCCCGAUCUCGAAAAUGGCGUUUGCGAUUUAUCCACUGUUAUGGCCGGAGCGUAUUUUAUUGCCAUGUACGUCCUAUCCAGCUUGAUGUCCCAGUCCAUCGUCAACUUGUGUUCGCUAAUAUGCCGUUUUGGGUACCAGUCUUCUUACCAUCUUCUCAGGAGUCAUUGCCAUAGUGAUUUCCCUAUGGCCUUUCAA